Molecule: messenger RNA, 798 nt
Organism: Cryptomeria japonica (Japanese cedar)
Lineage: Eukaryota; Viridiplantae; Streptophyta; Pinopsida; Cupressales; Cupressaceae
Product: probable nucleoredoxin 1-2
Exons: 3
Coding region: 1-798 (265 amino acids)
Molecular function (GO): thioredoxin-disulfide reductase (NADPH) activity
Source: RefSeq, a predicted model, not a curated record
AUGGCCAACACCGAAACCCAACAGAGCCUGAGUUCUCUGCUGUGCACUGACGAAAGAGAUUUCUUGAUCAGAAACAAUGGAGACCAGGUGGCUCUUUUUGGUGGAGCAUUAACGCUUUUGGCCUCUCUAGCCCUGGAGGUUUCUUCGUUGAAGGUUCCAGUAUCUGAGCUCACAGGCAAGACGGUUGGUUUAUAUUUUUCUGCUCAUUGGUGCCCACCAUGCCGAGAAUUCACUCCAAAGCUUAUACAAGUAUACAAUGAGCUCAAGCAAAAUGGGGAAUCCUUUGAGAUUGUUUUCCUCUCUAGUGACAGAAACCAACAAGGUUUUGAAGAAUACUAUGCAAGCAUGCCAUGGUUAGCUCUUCCAUUUGGAGACAAAGUCAAGAAAGAUCUAAGCCAGUACUUUCAAAUCAGAGGAAUUCCAUCUUUUAUCAUAGUUGGCCCUGAUGGAGAAACUGUGACAAAAGAUGGCAGAACGAUUGUUUCUGUCCAUGGGGCCAAGGCUUAUCCCUUUACUGAUGCUUGCGUUGCAGAGCUGCAGAAAGAUAUAGAAGCAGCAGCAAAGAAAUAUCCAAAAGAAACAAAGCAUGAGCUGCACGAACAUUCUCUGCAAUUGACUCGGAGGAAGCCAUACAUGUGUAAUGGGUGUCGGGAUGCUGGGUAUACUUGGUCUUUCUACUGCCAAAAUUGUGAUUUUGACCUUCAUCCAGAUUGUGCUUUGAAGGAUAAGCACUCUGAUGAAAAUGAGAAAAAGGCGGCAGAAGUCAUAUGUGAAGGAGAUGCUUGUCGAAGGGUUUAA